AUGGCCGCCUCCACCCUGUCCAUCUGCUCCAGUGACCUGAGCUACGGCAACCGUGUCUGCCUGCCCGGUUCCAGUGACUCUUGCACUGACUCCCAGCAGGUGGAUGACUGUCCAGAGAGCUGCUGCCAGCCCUCCUGCUGUGUCCCCAGCUGCUGGCAGCCCACCUGCUGUGUCCCCAGCUGCUGCCAGCCCUCCUGCUGUGUCCCCAGCUGCUGCCAGUCCACCUGCUGUGCUCCUAGCUGCUGCCAGCCCUCCUGCUGUGUCCCCAGCUGCUGCCAGUCCUCCUGCUGUGUCCCCAGCUGCUGCCAGUCCACCUGCUGUGCUCCUAGCUGCUGCCAGCCCUCCUGCUGUGUCCCCAGCUGCUGUGCCCCAGCCCCCUGCCAGACCCUCAUCUGUGCCCCAGUGGGCUGUGUGUCCAGCCCCUGCUGCCAGCAGUCUGGCUGCCAGCCCUCCUGCUGCACCUCCUCCCCCUGCCAGCCCUCCUGCUGUGUGCCCGUCUGCUGCAAGCCUGUGUGCUGCACACCUGUCUGCUGCAAGCCUGUGUGCUGCACACCUGUCUGCUGCAAGCCUGUGUGCUGCCCCUCAUCCUGCUGCAGACCCUCCUCCUGUGUGUCUGUCAUCUGCCGCCCUGUGUGCAGACCCGCCUGCUGCGCACCCGUCUCCUCCUGCUGCCAGCCCAGCUGCUGCCGCCCGGCCUCCUGCGUGUCCCUCAUCUGCCGCCCUGUGUGCUCCCGCCCGGCCUGCUGUGUCCGUGCCUCAGCCCAGAAGUCCCGCUGCUGACCGGGCAUGUCCCCCCAGGACCACCUGGGUUCAGAUCUCACCUUGUGACUGUGGUCCUCCCAGCCACCCCUCAGUC
This is a messenger RNA of Phyllostomus discolor (pale spear-nosed bat), 856 nucleotides long. Its product is annotated as keratin-associated protein 10-7-like. The transcript has 2 exons. The record is from RefSeq and is a predicted model, not a curated record. Gene Ontology annotation, cellular component: keratin filament. The coding region runs from base 1 to 780 and encodes 259 amino acids. NCBI's taxonomy places the organism in Eukaryota, Metazoa, Chordata, Mammalia, Chiroptera, Phyllostomidae.